AUGGUAUUGUCAAAUACGCUUCGCUGGGGCAUGUCCUCGCCGUCACAACUAUUACAUUGGAAACGUUGUUUCAUGCACAGAGGGUUAGGUUGUUGCUGCGACUACUUCACUCCAAUACGUAAACCGAUGGCGACAAUGACAGGACAAUUGUCACUCGACGAACUCAGCUUUCACCGAAGUUAA
This is a messenger RNA of Pochonia chlamydosporia 170, 183 nucleotides long. RefSeq lists its product as hypothetical. The transcript has a single exon. Bases 1 to 183 code for a protein of 60 amino acids. The record is from RefSeq and is a predicted model, not a curated record. Lineage: Eukaryota; Fungi; Ascomycota; Sordariomycetes; Hypocreales; Clavicipitaceae.